AUGGAUAAGAGUGGACAAAGUGGGGUGAUUACUCUGAGAGGGUAUGCUAAGUUUAGGAUACUUAAUGAAAUGAUAGAGGCGGUGAAAAAGAAUGCAGUGUUUUCGAAAGAUUAUUUGGUAAUGGUGCUGGAUGAGCUUACUACGAAGAUAUUCAGGCAAACUUGUUCGAUACAUGACCUCUUUUUGUAUAAAGUAUAUCAGAUUGAGAAGUUAAGUCUUAAGAGGAAGAGAUAUCAAGAGACCGAUGCGAUAUACUUCAUCUCGCCUUCAAAAGAGAGCAUUGACAAACUUAUUGAAGAUUUCUCAAAUCCUGCCAGGAUUCAAUAUGGAGCAGUACAUUUGUGAUUUGCAGGUCAUGUUUCAGAGGAACAAAUCCAGAUGAUCCUUGAUUGUAAAGCCUUAAUGUCAAGAUUAAAGACAAGCAAGGAGAUUAAUAUGCAAUUCUACCUGUUUGAAGAUAACAUUUUUACUCUUAACAAGCCAGAGGCUUUUUAUCUGUUCAACAGUGAGUUAAAUGACAUCAGGACUACAAGUUUGCUUGAGGUUAUUGGGUAUCAAUUAUUUACAGUUUGUUCUAUCUUGCUGGAGAAGCCAUAUAUUCAAUACCAAUCCGACUCAAAAUUCGCUAAAACACUUGCAGAAUUUGUGAAAUCUAACAGUGAUGAAUUUUAUGAAAGAUUGAAGGAGAGUGAGAGAGGAGACAAGUCUAGGAACCCAAGGGCUAAGCUCAUCAUUGUUGACAGAUCUUUCGAUCUCAUUGCUCCCAUCCAGCAUGAUUUCUCAUAUCAGACAUUAGUCUAUGAUACAAAUGAGAGUGAAGGCGAGAAAAAGGUACUCGAUGUCACAAGUGACGUUGACGAAGAUAUCAGCAUGAAAGUGGAGCUAGAUGAGACUGACGAAAUCUGGAUGAAGUUCAAAGCUAAGCAUCUAGCUGAGACACUUACUUCGCUCUCGUCAGAGAUCAGCAAUUUUGUGGAUAAUGAUAAGACUGAACAAAUUAAGAAUGGGGAGAAUUUUGAUAUGCAAGAAGCUUUGGAAGCAGCUACAACUUACAAAGAGUUAGUGAAGAAAUAUCUCCUUCAUCUCCAGCUUAGUCAAGAGGUAAUGAGCAAUUUUACAGCUUGCAAGUGGAAAGACCUUAUCUCAAUCGAACAGAAAAUCAUCACAGGUGUUGAUGAGCUAGGCAGAGAAGUUACAAAUAUUGAUAUUAUUAGAGGGAUUACGAAGAUCAGUAAAGAUCUUACCAGAGAAGACCAUACUAGAUUGCUCAUCCAAUACCUCACUUGUUAUGAACUAUCAGAGAAAGAUAGAUACAACAUGAUCACAUCUAUUCAGAAUGAUGCUUUUGAAGCCAUCUUGGAGAACCUUCCCUACUUUUUCCCAGAAUUUGAGGAAGGGAAGAAGCUUCAGAGAAGAGCUGAGAAGAUAUCAGAAAGCGAAUUCAGUACUUACAAGAAGAAGCUUGAUGAAAGUGACUAUGACAUCCUAAGAUCGACUACUAAGUUAAGCAAGAUUGCCAUAAGUUCCUUUAAUGACGAGCUUAGUGAAGUAGAAUUUCCAUUCCUAGGCGAUGCCCCUGCCAUUACUAAUAAUGCAAAGCGUAGAGGCAGACAAAGAAGGGAUAACAAUGAUAUUUCAAACAUUCUUUCAAACCCAAGGAUCAUUCUUUUUGUUCUAGGCGGUCUUUCCCAUCAUGAAAUCGUAAGUCUCCAAAAAAUCCAGGAAGAAGGAGCUGUUCAGUGCCAAAUUAUUGCUGGUUCUUCUUAUAUUAACAGGCCAAGCGAAUUCUUAAAUAUGAUGAAGGAUAUCCAAAAGUACAACCUCAAGAACAACCCUUUCUCUAGAAGGGAAGAACCUCCAAGAGGCAGAUUUGAGGAGAGAAAACAAUAG
Messenger RNA from Moneuplotes crassus, 1890 nucleotides. The record is from the annotation of a GenBank genome assembly. Lineage: Eukaryota; Ciliophora; Spirotrichea; Euplotida; Euplotidae.